Oppiella nova is the source of this 3000-nucleotide messenger RNA. The record is from the annotation of a GenBank genome assembly. NCBI's taxonomy places the organism in Eukaryota, Metazoa, Arthropoda, Arachnida, Sarcoptiformes, Oppiidae.
UCGGAUGACCACAACCUCCAGAGUGUCAGUGAGUAGGCGUACCUUUGGUCCGUGCAAUGUGACGGUCUAUGUCUGGUUCGCUGCCAGUGCUGUCCUAACCAAAUGCAUUUGGUCUAUGGCUAUAGCACAGCACCAAUUCUACAUCGAUAGACGCAAUUCACACAAAAGUUGUUUGACAUCUCCGCGAACUGUAGAGCAGAUCGCGUCCGAACUCAACUCGAGUACCGUAUCGUCGACCGAGUCUUCGAGGGCUAAUAGUUUGACGACUAGUCGGAGAAGUCUUAGCGCUCAUAGUUUGCCGACUCUUCGCAUAGAAGACGAAACGCUGACACAAUUGGAGAGCAAUAAAGCCGUCAAAGAGAAGGAAAUGUUUGAGACGUUGAAAGUGAGAAAAGAGGCGCUCGAAGAGGCCAUGAAUAAGAAGUUGGCGGAACUGAAAGCCCUGUGCCUUAAGGAAGGGGAGUUGACGGGAGAACUGCCGCCCGAAACACCACUCAAUGCCAACGAACCGAUGCCUCAAAUCAGGCGAAGAGUGGGGACAGCCUUCACACUCAAUGAUAAGCUGCUGCUGAAGCCAAAGACGAAGGAGGAAGAGAUCCUAUCGAAGCUGGAGCUGGAGUUUGAGAUCCAAAGCAAGAUAGUGAGCGCCGCCUCCAAACUGGCCAAAGACGUGAACCCCAAGAAAAAUGUCCGAAAACAGCGGAAACAGGCGUACCAGCAGUCGUUGGCUAAACUGAAGGACUUGGAGGGCCGGCUGAUGGUCGUCCGGCGCCAAAUCGCCGCUUCAAAACUGGCCAAAUCUCGACGCAAUCAGUCGACUGAAGAUCUGAGCGAAGAUAAUAUCAGUCACUCGACAGACGAGUCCCAAGAAAAGUGCGAAAAUAGUUUGAAUAAGUUUUUUGUGACCGAAAGGAAUCACAAACAGAUUCUCAUGAAGAGAAGUGCCAGUCUUUACUCGUCGUCCGUUCCCGGGACGCCCAACAAGUUUAAUGAGAACCACGGCUCCCGAGUCAGACCCCUGUCCCCAUCGGUCACAUCACUGGUCAAUAGGGUUCAAGUGAUACAAAGGCCUCGUUCUGCGGCCGCCAAAUCUGAGCCCACAUUUGAUUACGACACCGACGAGGAGUCCAAUGAAAUGCUUAAGAAUCUGAACACAGACUUCGCCGAUAACGCGAGCUCUGCCGGCAGUAGUAGUGGCGGAACCAAUGCUAGUGUCAUAUAUAUCGGCGAACAAAAGUCGAAACACUUGUUGUCUCCUUAUGUGAACAAAUACGAGACGUCCAUCCAUUUGAAUGAGAGCUCCAAUCUAUACAGUGUUCCCAACAGACGGACCUCUAUUGCCAUUAAGAGUCAGGACGACACACAACUCAGACAAGCCGUGAAUGCGCCCAAAGAGUCGGUCGUUGUUGUCAAUAAAAAUCACAGAGAAUUGCAAAACGAGAACAAAACGAGUCAAUUGAACAGAAGUAACAGUUUAGACAACAGUCAGAGGAGGCGGACGUCCUCUCAGGGAUCGGCUGAAGGCUACCCCAACCCUAACAGUCCCUCAUAUGAUUCACAUCACAUUCAUUAUCGCAAUCACUACCCGUCCUACAGAGUGAGCCGAACAGAAACACCAGAAAUGGGUCCACCAAUGAGUCCAUGCCUCACAUCAACUCAUUUGGCACAGAGACCACUGCCGACGAUCCCCACCAAUGAAUGUCUAUCACCUAAAUAUCUGCCGCCAAUUAGUUCCCCACUCGUGAAUCCCUGUGACAGUCGUAUGUACUGUGAGACCAACAAAUGCAUUAGUCCUCAAACCAUUUGUUUGGAUGCCAUCGACACCUCACUUAUGCCUCAACACAGAAAUCAUAAAACAAUUCAAAAAACAUUAUUUAAUUUUGAAGAACCAAUUGUUAUGAGGAGUGAAAAUCAGACUCCAAUGAGUCCGCGUUCAGUCACGCCAUCCAAGUCUGCAAUGAAUUCAAUGCCGACCCAUAAAUCUCAUGUCAAGAACGACCAACCAUUCCCUCCGCCGGCGCCCAAAACGUCAAAGACAUGGACAGAGACUUCGCUCGACUUUGUAUUGCCGGCCAACUCUGAGACCAAACAAACAAUUUUACAAACAUUGCACUCAAACCCAUCGAAAGCCAUUAACGGACGAAAUGCUAAUAGUAUAGCGAAUCACGAAUCGGCCAAAGAAUUGUACGUUAAUGUGGUUAAUAUGGCGCCAAAUGCAUCCGCACCUCAAACUCCUAGAGCAUUAUCAUCAGCCACACCAUCACCACCGCAAUCAUUGCCAACACCAACACCACCACUCGCAUCACCGGCACCAACACCCAUACCAUUGCACAUCUCGUCCACAGUGAAUGUGAACAGGAAUUCCAUCGCAUCCAUCAAUAAGUCCAUCAACGGUGACAGUGCAUCCAAACCACCGGCGAUACCAAUGUCUCCGACCAUACCAUCGGGUAAUGGAGUCGAAGUGACUGUUGUCAGUGUCGGACACUUCCAGCCCUAUUGGGAAGAAGAGAAGCCCUUCGAGUUGGAGGACUUCUACAAAUACAGCCAAAAACAUCGCAGUUCACAGCAAACAACAUCAACACCGGUGCCAAACAUGACAUCUCCUGUUCAUCACCACAACGCUGGCCAAUCAUCGCGCGCGUCGGUGGCGCUGUCACCCAGUGGUAGACCUAUGGGUCCCGAAGUGAGUGUCAAUUCGUGUCAAUCACCGAAUUCUAGUUUAUUGAACGACUCGCUGAAGGGACAGAUGAUUGUGUCCGACUCCUUCACCAAUGAGCUCAUGGCCUGGUAUGACGACCGCGACACCGACCCACACAACCGCACCAACACAUCCAAACAAAACGCAACACUUGUAUAGACACUCAUUCAUCUCAUUUGAAGGCAUUUGUUGUCAUCAUAUCAAUAGUGCCAUAAAUUUUUAUAUAUUUAUUAGUUUUUGUUUGUUUUAUAACAAACCAUUGGUAUUAUAGUUACUGUAAAUACUGGAUACAAAAAGUCCGU